Molecule: messenger RNA, 1290 nt
Organism: Punica granatum (pomegranate)
Lineage: Eukaryota; Viridiplantae; Streptophyta; Magnoliopsida; Myrtales; Lythraceae
Source: RefSeq, a predicted model, not a curated record
CCCCCCCCACCGGUCUUUCUGCCUGGUCUGCCUUUCAUUCCCUGCUCGAGUCUUCUAGCUGCUCCGUCUCUUCCCCCUCCGCCCGCGGAAUCCACUUCCUUUCCGCAAGUCUGCGCAAAUGUCGUUCGCUUUCGCCGGGAAUUUGCCCGGAGGCUCCGUCUCGGACAUAGGCAGCAGCCUCAAGCAAUUCUACUGUCACCAAUGCAGCCGCUCCAUAACCCUCGUAAUCUCGCCAUCAACCGAUCCUCUCUGCCCCCACUGCAACGAAGGCUUCCUGGAGGAAUACGAGAACCCUAACCCUGCUCCUACUCCAUUCCGUCCCCGGUUCCCGCCAUCCGAGCCCUUCUUCGCCGAUCCCUUCUCCUCUCUCCUCCCAUUCUUCCUCUCCUCCUCCUCUCCCCCUUCAACCACCACGGUAGACCUUCAGAACCCGGCCGUCUUCUCCGCCUCCCAUACCUCAGGCUCUGAGCCCCAUCCCCAAAACAACCCCUUUGACCCGUUCGCCUUCCUGCAGAGCCACCUCCAGAAUCUACGGUCCAGUGGAGCUCAAAUCCAAUUCGUCAUCGAGAACCGCCCUUCUGAUUCUCCUUUCCCCCUUCCUGCUAAUCUCGGCGACUAUUUCAUGGGACCUGGGCUCGAGCAGCUAAUUCAGCAGCUGGCCGAGAAUGACCCAAACCGCUACGGGACCCCGCCGGCCUCGAAAUCUGCCAUGGAGGCCCUCCCUACCAGCAAAGUCACUGAUGUGCAGCUUAAUUCCGGGAUGAACCAAUGUGCCGUGUGUCAGGAUGAUUUCGAGAAGGACAUGGAGGUGAAGCAAAUGCCCUGUAAGCACAUCUACCAUUCGGAUUGCCUCCUCCCGUGGCUUGAAUUGCACAACUCGUGCCCCGUCUGUAGGCAUGAGUUGCCCACAGAUGAUGCUGAUUACGAGACCACCAGGAGGGCCCGGGCUCAGGGGAGUACUCUAGGCAGUUCGGACGGUGGGAGUAGUCGGGCCAUGCGGAGGACUUUCAGCAUUAUGUUGCCGAAUCCUUUCAGAGGAGGAGGAAGUGAUGGCGGAUCGAAUUCGGGUUCGGCUGGUCAGUGAACCCUUGAAGAUAUUUCAGAGGAGAUAAAGAUUAGAACGUGAACACUUGCAUAUACUAGUUUAGUUUGCCAUAUAUUUGCUGAAACACUACAUAAUUUUGGGUUUUACUUGCUGCUAUUACUUGCGGUUUGUGCGACAAUUUGUUCUUUCCCCUUUUUCAUGGGCUUCUUCUAAUAGUUCAUGACUGUUGAUAGUCUUUGUUAUUC